GAAAACACGGGAGCCGAUUACAACAGAGGAGCGCGCAGCGCACAGCGCAGGGUUGCGCACAGAGAGGACGUAGCUGCGACACAGGCGAGGCGAAGGCGCGCCUACAGCCGAUGAGAUGCGGUGAAAAACCACCCUUCCCCAGCUUUUUCACCACGGCGCGUCAGGGCAGGAGGCAUUUUAAAAGGAAAAAGGUCCAAGAUGAGUGCCAUCCAGGCCGGUAACGAUGGAAGGGUGGAUAGCGGCAGAGGAAGCCUCACCGCCAGCAGCGGCGGCGGCGGCUCCCCGAGGCUCCAGCAACGCGUUCAGCCACCCAGCAGCGGCAGCCGGACGAAAGAUCCCAGAAACCAUCACCAUCAGCAGCAGCUCCAGCAGCAGAGGCAUCAUGGUGGGGCGAUGCUGAAGCAGCCAUCCCACAACGAGCCAGCUGACGUCGUGAGGCGGGCGCUGGACUUUAAGAGCCAAGGCACUCAGUGCUACAAGGAUAAGAAAUACAGAGAGGCGAUCGGCAAGUAUCACCGCGCUCUGCUGGAGAUCAAGGGGCUGUGCAGGGUGCUGGGGGAUCCGGACCCCGGCUCCAAGUCCACCCCCAGCCUCCUGCCGACCAUCAGCAAGCCCAGCACGCUGACGGAUGAGCAGAAGGGAGCGAUGGAGAAUGCGGAGCUGGAGUGUUACAACAGCCUGGCUGCCUGCCUUUUGCAAAUGGAGCUGGUGAACUAUGAACGAGUGAAGGAAUACUGCCUGAAAGUGCUCCUGAAGGAAGGGAAGAACUUCAAAGCGCUGUACCGCUCCGGAGUGGCCUAUUACCACCUGGGAGAUUACCAGAAGGCCCUGUACUACCUGAAGGAGUCACACAAACAGGAGCCGGCAGACACAAACGCCAUCCGCUACAUCCAGCUGACAGAGAUGAAGAUUCGCCGCAAUGCCCAGAAGGAAAAGAAAGAGGCGACAUAAGUGUCUCACGGGUCGACGACGCCGCGCCUGUCAUGAGUCGCAGCCCCACUGUGUGCCACUCGGACCUUAAACAUCACCGACCAGAGGUCUUAGUGUGAAUUCAUGUUUGUUUUGCUUUCGCUUUUGCACAGCAUACGGUGGCCAGUUAUUGAACUUUGUUGUGUGGAUGGUUGUUUUAGUUGUUUUUUUGUUUUUUUUUUCCUUUUCUUCUGAAAAAGAAAUUGCACCAAACCGGUAAACGUGUCUGACAAGAAUUUCUGCUCACUUUGCUUUAACUGUUAUAAACCAAUGCACUGCCAGUCCAAAACACAUUGCACAUGCAGCGUAGGUCAAGCACCUGCACUCGCACAAGAUGUGUGUUAAAUGCCUUUCUACAAGCGAGCAACGACCCACUUUCACAUUUUUUCGAUCGUUUGAUGAUGGCUAAAAAGGUAAUUCAAAGGUUUUUUGUCUUCUUGAUUAUAUCUGAUGUUAAGGUGCUGUCAAAACACAAAAGCAAAGAGAGCACAUUGCCGCUGGCUGCGGCACGAUACCAGAUACAUAUCACAAGAUGUAAAUAGGCUGCGAUGUAAAAUCCCAUGAAAAUCUUAUGAAAAAAAAUAUUUGUCUUUAUUGAUGCCAAAACAAAGCACUUCGUUCACAGCAUUUACUGUACCUUCAAAAAAAUUCCUCGUGUGUAUGGUAAUAGUGUACGUGUGUAAUAAACUUGUUUAAUUAUUUAGAUGUUUCAGGUG
Messenger RNA from Fundulus heteroclitus (mummichog), 1685 nucleotides. RefSeq names its product tetratricopeptide repeat protein 9A. The transcript is spliced from 3 exons. The record is from RefSeq and is a predicted model, not a curated record. The coding region runs from base 199 to 951 and encodes 250 amino acids. Lineage: Eukaryota; Metazoa; Chordata; Actinopteri; Cyprinodontiformes; Fundulidae. Gene Ontology annotation, molecular function: protein binding.